This is a messenger RNA of Peronospora matthiolae, 360 nucleotides long. NCBI's taxonomy places the organism in Eukaryota, Oomycota, Peronosporomycetes, Peronosporales, Peronosporaceae. The record is from the annotation of a GenBank genome assembly.
AUGCGUACGCACCCUACGUAUUACGUUAGGAGUCUCCACACGUACUAUCAGUACGAGCCCGUUUCGAGAGGCGAAGAACACCUCCACGAUCAAGGGCCAAGUUCACCUUCGAGUGGUCCCGUUUCAACGAGCCAAUCUUUCCAAUCAGCGAAGCGACCUUCUAACGCAGCUGAGCGAUGUCCUGAUGAGCUGCAGCCAGCUCGUCACGAAGAGAACGAUCCAACGUUCGUUCUCAAGCUGCGCGAGCGCAAACAUGGCACGAUCGUUCGAACGAUCGUGCGCAAAGAAAUUGAAAUUAUCCUUUACAAAGUCAUGGAGCUCAUAACGCCGAGUCCGUUCAUGAUCCAGUUCAUCACGUAA